This is a messenger RNA of Striga asiatica, 4244 nucleotides long. NCBI's taxonomy places the organism in Eukaryota, Viridiplantae, Streptophyta, Magnoliopsida, Lamiales, Orobanchaceae. The record is from the annotation of a GenBank genome assembly.
AUGCUUUCUUCAUUCGCCUCCAAAUUACACUAUCUCCGCUCGCGCCAAUCUAUCAUUUCCCUUCACCUUCAAAUUCUUCUCUUUCACAAUACCACCACUGACAGAAGCCCUCGAUUUCUUCCCAAGCCCGCGUCAAUUCCCAAUCCAAACCAUCCGAAACCCAACCUCGUGGCCAUUCAGAACCCGACCCACUCCGAUUACCCGGAUUUACAACCCGCUGCAGUUAUUGAAACGCUCAAUUGCUACGCCAAUGACUGGAAGCUGGCAUUGGAGUUCUUCAACUGGGCCGAGACCCAGUGCGGGUUUCGGCACACCACUCAGACGCUCAAUCGUAUGAUCGACAUUCUCGGUAAGUUCUUCGAAUUCGAUGCCGCCUGGAAUCUAAUCGAGAAAACGAGAAGUAAUCCGCAUUCUUCACCUGAUCACACGACUUUCCGCGUGUUGUUCAAGCGCUAUGCAUCUGCCCACCUUGUUAAAGAAGCCAUUGAUGCUUUCUGCAAACUGGAUGAGUACAAUUUGAGGGACGAAACAUCGUUCUCAAACCUGAUCGAUGCUCUGUGCGAAUACAGGCACGUGAUUGAAGCUGAAGAUUUGUGCUUUAAGAAAAAUUGGGCUGACGAAUACGGUUUUGAUAUCUUGAAUUUCAAUGUAGAAAGUACGAAAAUAUACAAUAUGAUUUUGCGUGGCUGGUUUAAAAUGGAGUGGUGGAGAAAAUGCAGGGAGUUUUGGGACGAGAUGGAUAAGAAGGAUGUGAAGAAGGACUUGUAUUCAUACUCGAUAUACAUGGACAUUCAGUGUAAGUGCAGAAAACCUUGGAAGGCCGUGAAAUUGUACAAGGAGAUGAAGAAAAAGGGUAUCCAAUUAGACGUGGUGGCAUACAACACGGUAAUACGGGCACUCGGGCUUUACGAGGGUGUUGAUGCGUCAAUGAGGCUUUACAAAGAGAUGAUUGAAUUAGGCUGCCAGCCAAACGUUGUAACAUUCAACACGAUUAUUAAGCUCUUGUGUGAUAGCGGGAGGUAUAGAGAGGCACAUAAGGUGUUUGAUCUAAUGAUCAAAAAGGGUUGUGAGCCGAAUAUAGUCACCUAUCAUUGCUUUUUCACUAGCCUUGAAAAGCCCAGAGAGAUUUUGAAACUGUUUGAUGGGAUGCUGGAGAGUGGGGUCCGCCCGAGGAUGGACACUUAUGUGAUGCUCAUGAGGAAGUUUGGGAGGUGGGGCUUCCUGAGGCCCGUUUUACUCAUGUGGAAGAAAAUGGAAGAGCAUGGGCUGGGCCCAGAUGAGUUUGCGUAUAAUGCUUUGAUUGAUGCUUUGGUGCAGAAAGGUUUGGUGGAUACGGCACGUAAAUAUGAGGAUGAAAUGUUGGCGAAAGGGCUUUCGGCUAAGCCGAGAGCUGAGUUACGGGCUAAUGUGGAUGGGGCCGGGUUUACAGUGCAUAGAUCAAUAUUUGCUCUAAAUGGAGGUGAUGAUCGACAGAGAGUGUUGCUAAAGAAUAUAUAUGAAAGUGGUCAUGCUCAGCUGAACCAUGAGAGAUAAACAAUGCUCAACUCAAAUAACAUCUACUAACUCAUUGAUCUCUAACAAGUUUGCUAACAUUGAUUCAAUUCACGGGAUAGGGAAAAUUUCUUCUUCAUAAGUCGAAUGGCGGGACUUGAGAAAGAGCAGACAGUUUCUCCAUUUUCCUGUACAAAUAAAUAAAUAAAUAAAACGCUAGACGAUCGAUCGAUCAUGUCGUUUUUCGAACCAAGCUUGCUAACAAGCUUGAACUCGAACUUCGACGAGCAUCAGUGGGUCAAACACAUCCAACACACUCUAGACGAAGAGCUCGAGUCUGAAAACUCGGCCCGCAUCCCCAUCACUAUAUUCAGCGUCCCAAGACCCCUGAUGCAGUGCAGCCCGGACUCGUACGUCCCACAACAAGUCGCCAUCGGCCCAUACCACCACUUCCGGCCCGAAGUCUACGACAUGGAGCGAUACAAAGUGGCCGCCGCCAAACGAAACCAGAACGAGCUCCCGAGCAUCCGUCUCCAGGACAUCGUCGACCACCUCCUUCGCCUCGAUCUCCGUGUCCGGGCCAACUACCACCGGCCCAUUAACCUCGGCCCGGAAACUCUGGCCUGGAUGAUGGCUGUGGACGCGUGCUUCCUCCUUGAGUUCUUCCAGGUCUGCGGGGUCAAGAAAGGCAAGGUCCUCGCCAAAACCCCGUCCAGACUCUCCCACUUGAUUCAUCUAUCGGGCAACAAGACGGCCCACAACGCCAUUCUCCGCGACAUAGUCAUGCUCGAGAACCAAAUCCCGUUGUUCGUAUUGAGACUUCUCUUGGAGCUCCAGUUAUCGUCUCUCGACACGACCGAUCAAUUGCUCGCCGCCAUGCUGACCUCGCUCGCCGACGAGAUCUCGCCGUUCCGAACGGCGGCCGUCGUCGAAAUCAAGGACUGCCCGCAUUUGCUCGAUUUUCUCUACCGCCGCGUCGUGCCCAAACCGGAGGAGGACCCAAAAUCCGAGUCGACGGUCGAAAUCGACGGAGGGGAGGAGGAAGAGAGCAAAGGUCGUUCGUCCUCGUCCCUGACAGGUGGCAGCUUCUCGAAGCCGAGCAACCUGCGCGAGAUGUUCGGGAACGCGUGGGAGCAGCAGUCAGGCGCGACGUGGAUCAAGAGAACGUGGAGCUCCCGUCCUGUCCAGCUCGUCGUGAAGCUUCCGUGGACGAUCAUCUCCAAAAUCCCGAUCGUGAACAUGGUGAAGGAUCCAGUUGAGAACAUGUUCGCGAGCCUAUGGCGGGCGGAGGACGACGAAUACAGUAAUAAGACGAAAAAGGACGACGAUAUCCACAAGGCCCCAUCGCUUGACGAGAUCACGAUCCCGUCAGUGUCAGAGCUGUCGGGUAUCGGGGUUCGGUUCGUGGCGGCGGCCGACGGGGGCAUAUCGGGAAUGAGGUUCGACGAGGCGACGCUGACCUUCACGAUACCCACGGUGGAGCUGGACGUGAACUCGGGGGUGGUGCUGAGGAACCUUGUGGCGUACGAGGCGUGCUGCGUGUGGGGCCCGCUGGUGUUGACGAGGUUCGUGGAGCUGAUGAAUGGGAUCGUGGACACGGAGGAGGACGCGGGGAUACUGUGCCGGAGUGGGGUGAUUGUGAACCGUUUGAAGAGCGAGAGGGAAGUGGCGGACUUGUGGAACGGGAUGAGCAGGUCGAUUAGGCUGACGAGAGUGGGGUCGUUGGAUAAGGUGAUUGGGGAUGUGAAUAGGUAUUAUAACGGGAGGUGGAGGGUGAAGGCGGGGAAGUUUAUGAGGAGGUAUGUGUUUGGUUCGUGGAGGGUGCUUACGUUCCUUGCGGCGCUCGUGCUUUUGAUGCUGGCGGCUCUGCAGUCGUUCUGCCAGGUGUACAGCUGCAGCAGGUUCUUCCCGAUCGAAGUUGUGGGGCCGGGUGGGACGUGACGUGAAAUGGGUCUCGUACGUGGUGUAGCUUGUUUGUCGUUGUGAAUAAAGAUUCAUCAUCGCCUCUACCAUCAUCCCAAACAAGUGUGUGUGGGAGUGCAAAAAAAAAAAAGAUUGCUUUCUUGGGGAAGAGCUUUUUAAAACAUUUGCUUUAUUGAUUUGUGUGGUUUACGAAAAAUAUUUUUGCUCGUCUGAUCCCGGAAGAUCCUCGCCGCUACCUUGGUUGCUUUUUGGGUCAUUGGUCGUCAAUCUCUCAAGCGGCGUGGCGGUGGAAGUUUUGCGGAGUUGGGUUGCGAUCCCGACGAUCUCGUUGAGGUGGUUGGGGUUGAGAAGAAUGGGUUAUCCCCUCUGUCCCUUUUGCUCCUCGUGCUUGGGCCGAGGGAUGGCCGGCCUGACGAGCUGGGCCUGUAGUGUGGGCGGAGCUCGGAGCGGUUGUGUUGUGGUGGGGGUUGUCCAGUUAUUCUUUGGCUAAGGGGUGGGGUCGAUCGCCUGGAUUCGAGUUCGAGUUUGUGGGUGUUAGUCACAGUUAGGCGUGUGUUGCAGUUUCUGGUUCUAAGACUAGGGGCUAGAACCGGUCCGUAGAGGUGGUCGACUUGUGUGUCGUGGUCGUAGUUUGCUCGGUGCUUUUGUAAGGGCCUAUUUAUUUUGUGUAUUUAGGUUGUGAUUGUGUGUAGUUUGUGUUUUUUAUGUGUUUCUCUUUGUUUUUGGGUUAUUUUAUCCUGUUGUUGGGAUCUGUGUAUUCUCCUGUUGGGAGUUGGUGUUAUUGUGGGUUUGUUGUUGUGGCCUAGGCUCCCGUAUGGGAUGUCCUCCGA